This is a messenger RNA of Penicillium argentinense, 1041 nucleotides long. RefSeq lists its product as uncharacterized. Gene Ontology annotation, biological process: telomere maintenance; DNA repair. The record is from RefSeq and is a predicted model, not a curated record. Gene Ontology annotation, molecular function: DNA helicase activity. The transcript has a single exon. Lineage: Eukaryota; Fungi; Ascomycota; Eurotiomycetes; Eurotiales; Aspergillaceae. Bases 1 to 1041 code for a protein of 346 amino acids.
AUGGAUCUGCUCCAUCGUAAAAAGGAGGUAAUUCUCACAGCACCGACUGGCGCUGCAGCAGACAAUAUUGGCGGAAAUACCUACCACACGUCUUUAGGCAUAUCGAUCGAUCGCUCCCGAGCUACUUCAACCACAAGAUCUCGAAUAAAGAGACUGUGGGAGCGUAAAACGAUAAUGAUCGUCGACGAAGUAAGCAUGAUGGAUCUGACCAUGCUCAGCAUGAUUAACAAUCACUGUAAAAUGGCUAAGUCCCUGGACCGGAACUCCCCGGAAUUUUUUGGCGGUCUCCCCAUUGUCAUCUUCGUAGGUGACUUUUUCCAGUUUUCACCAGUUCGCGGGCCUGCACUUUGGAGGGUCCCUCGAUUGAACAAAGAUGAAGACAAAAUCGGCCAACUUCUCUGGCAUCAGUUCACGCAGGUAAUCAUCUUGGACGAGCAGAUGAGACAAACCGAAGACCUGUCUUUCCGAGACUUCUUGUUGCGUGCUCGCUCUAGCUCAUUGACGAGUAAUGACCUGUCCUUCUUGAACAGCAAAGCUAUCACUUCCUUAGCUGAUCCGCAACUGGAAGGUGCCAUGACCGUUGUCAAACGGAACUCCAUUCGACAUAUGGUGAAUCGAAUUCAAAUGGAAAAAUUUGCACGCUUGAGGAAUCAGAGAAUCUAUAUAUAUCCCGCGAUCCACACCCGCACGAAGUCCACAGGCCCAGGAAAUAUACGACUUCGCGCAGAUGACUACAAAGUCCAAGGAUCAACUCUCGCGUCUGCCAUUCUCGAUCUCAAAGACGAUCCGACCAUCCGGGGCCUCGAUCGUCACAGAAAGUUCUGCUCAACAUACGUCCAGCUAUCCAGGCUUCGGUCUUCCGAAGGCCUUCAUCUUCUGCAGAGGCUUGACAUGAAGGACCUACAAUUCGGACCCGAUCCGCGAUUGCUUAGUGAAAUCCAAAGGCUGCAGGAACUGGAGAAACAAACAAUGGCCGCCUGGGAGGGGGAUAAACGAAGGGAGGUUCAUAAUAAAUCCCAAGCAGAUGAGAGACCAGAAUGA